UUUCAAAAGGUGAAGAAUUGAGUGUAAUGGUUGAAGACAAAUUAAGUCUCCACAUUUGUGGUCAAGUGGAGGUAACUGAUUUGAGAAAUUCGUCAAGCAACGCAUGCCCACAGAGUGAUGAAGUAGAUUGUCCAAUCCAAGCUAAGGGACUGAAGAAAAGAGAGUCAACUACUAAGGGAAGAAAGAGGAUCAAAGGCGGGAUGGAAAAAGCUAUUGCAAAGAAGAAAAGGAUGCAAUCUCAUUUCGUCAUGGGUGGUAAUUCUAUUCAGGGUGGCGCUGAUUAUACUCCCCAAUGUGAAUCUCAGCCUCAUUUCCGCAUGGGUAAUAAUUCUAUUCAGUCGGGUGGUACUGUUUACACUUCCCAAGGUGAAUCACAACCUCAUUUCGUCAUGGGUGGUAAUUCUAUUCAGUCGGGUGAUGCUAUUUAUACUUGCCAAGGUCAAUCACAAUCGCGUUUCAUCAUGGGUAGUAAUUCUAAUCAGUCCAGUGCUGCUAUUUAUACUUGCCAAGGUCAAUCACAAUCGCGUUUCAUCAUGGGUAGUAAUUCUAAUAAGGAUCAUGGUCUUGGUGUAAAUUUUUCUCAAUCACAACCUCGUUUCGUCAUGGGUAUUAAUUAUAAUAAGGAUCAUCGUCAUGAUAUCUACAUUUCUCCAUCUCAACCUCGACCUCAAGUUCUUAUGGGUGGUACAAGUGGUCCUCCUCUUACGUAUGGUACAUAUGAUGGAAAUAACACGCCUCAGUCAAUGCCUUCUGUGUAUCCCACUCACACAUAUUUUCAGGGGUUGCUUCGAGGUACAAGUGUUGAAAACUUUGCAGUCCAUCUCUCGCAAGCGUCACAUAGUCCUGCUGACAGUCAUGUUUAUACUGUUCUAGACAUGUGUCGAAUAAUCUGGACAGAUUUGGACAGAUUUGGUUGUGUUUAUAAUGUUGUGGACAGUUUUGGACAGAUUUGGUCUCAUAAAUUUUGGACAAAUUUGGUUGUGUUAUUUUGUGUUGCAAAGAUUUGGAUUCUGGACAGAUUUGGAUACAUUUAUAAUGUUUUGGACAGAUUCGGUUAUGUUGUGGACAGAUUUGGUUAUCUUAUGUUGUGGACAGAUUUGGUUAUGUUGUGGACAGAUUUGAUGAAGAACAAGUACGACCUGACCAAUAAUAAGAAUAUAAAAUAA
This is a messenger RNA of Camellia sinensis, 1166 nucleotides long. Lineage: Eukaryota; Viridiplantae; Streptophyta; Magnoliopsida; Ericales; Theaceae. The record is from RefSeq and is a predicted model, not a curated record.